UUUGAGAAGUCACUGUACGUACGGAGAGGUCGGGUAAAAGGAAGUGGAAGGGAGAAAUUAAUCUCCAACCAAAACAAAGCUCACUUUCUAGAGGGAGGAGCAUACCAUUUUUAAACGCGACGUCUAGAUAUUUGUAAUAGCCUAUACAGUUACUUUGUAGAGGAGAGCUGAACCAACAGCGGUUAUUCUCAUCUCUACUGGAUCAGUUUAUUUCAAAGAGUGAGCAGAACGUUCUCUAUUGGACCAAUGGAGCUGUCAGCGAUUGGUGAACAAGUGUUUGCUGUGGAAUCAAUCAUCAAGAAAAGAGUUAGAAAGGGGAAGGUGGAAUAUCUAUUGAAGUGGAAGGGAUGGCCCCCCAAAUACAGUACAUGGGAACCAGAGGAGCACAUCUUGGACCAGCGUCUGGUGCAGGCCUAUGAGGAGAAAGAGCAGAAGGACAGAGCUCUAGGGUACCGGAAGAGAGGACCCAAAGCUAAAAGGCUUCUACUACAGAACACUAUUUACACCAUGGAUCUCCGUAGUGCCCACAAGGCCCCAGAGAAGCCUCAAGCUCGCCUACGUCUCUCCCUGACUCGCUCACUGGACUCUGAGGCAGAGGAUCCGACCUAUGGGGCCUGUAGACGGAGCCUGCAACCCCGCCUGGCCCACCGCAGAAACAAACCCAGGAGGUCACAGUUCGUGUGCCUGGCCUCUCCCCCUGGUCCCCCUACCCCCACACAGGACGCCACACAUGAGGACUGGGGAAGGAGGGGGGAGGAGGAGGAGGAGGAAGCUCGACAGGAUGAGUCAGAGCGAGAGACAGAGAUGUCCAGCGGCAUUCUGAAUGGGCAGAAUAGGGCAGAGAACUGGAGUUCCUUGAUUGGCUCAGAGGAAGUAUCCAUGUCAGAGAGGUCGGACGUUUGGAACACAGUGAUUGGCCCAGGGGAGGUGACCGUGACUGACGUCACCAUAAACUCUCUCACAGUGACUUUCAGAGAGGCCCUGGCAGCCAAAGGCUUUUUCAGAGGCUGGGGCUUAGAGUUCUAGAGAGUUCUAGAGAGAGAGAGUUCUAGAGAGUUCUAGAGAGUUCUAGAGAGAGAGAGAGAUUUUCUCCUCAUCCUUUUACCCUUCUUCCCUUUCUGGCCUUGUGAGUGACUUCUGUCCACACUAACUUCCUCUUCCGUUCAAUAGGCAUACUGUAGUGUACAGUAUACACUUACUACAUUGAGAUGGGCAUACACUCCUUCUACAUCGAGCUGGCUGUACACAGUAUACUGUAUAUCAUAGCCUUCUAUACAAAAACAGGUUUUGUGCACUGCAUCUGGACUGUUAUUAUUAGAUGUGGCUUAGAGUCUUGUAAUGAUUUAGAAAUCCUCUACAAAAUGACUCCAUCAGCCUGCAUGACUUUCUCUUCUCCCCCCUAUUGGUACAUAGUGAUAAUCAAUACAUUUUGGUUCCCACUAAAGCCCUGUGCAACACAUGCAGUGUAAACUAACCUUAAAAGUGGAACCCCAUUUUUUUGUUUUGGAAACAGUCUGUUCUGAAUUGCACUGUAUUUACAUCAUGAUGUUUAUGUCAUCUUUGUGGAAUCUUCCUGGUCAUCUCCCAUUGGUCAGUGGCUGUUUAUCCCACUCCAAGCCGAGGCUGAUGGUGUCUUGUGAGUGUGACUCAGUAAAAUGAUCUCCCUCUGCGAUCACAAUGCAGCAAGGGAUUAUGGGACUGCCUGAAGUUACUCUUUCUGGAGAUCUUUUGGGGCUUGUAAACGUGCGUAUGCACAUGCACAACAAUGCAACACUAACUACCCCCUCUUUUUGGAUGUUUAUUCAGCUUAUCCUUUGAGCUUGAAGUAAGAGGAAUGCUUCUUCCACCUUAACUCCAGGGUUAGGAGAAACAGACUGAAGGGUAUUGUGUAUUUCUAGUCCUUAUUUUUCUAUAUCGAUCUGACUGAAUGUAAUUCAAUGUAUUUAUUAUUUGAAGGAGAAACCUUGUGGAUUAGUAAAUACUGAAGAACAUCUUUUUUUGGUAACACUUUACUUGACCCCCAGCGUCAUAACACAUUAUGACACGUUC
Coregonus clupeaformis (lake whitefish) is the source of this 2049-nucleotide messenger RNA. RefSeq names its product chromobox protein homolog 7. Gene Ontology annotation, biological process: negative regulation of transcription by RNA polymerase II. Gene Ontology annotation, cellular component: PRC1 complex. The transcript has 6 exons. The coding region runs from base 247 to 1026 and encodes 259 amino acids. The record is from RefSeq and is a predicted model, not a curated record. NCBI's taxonomy places the organism in Eukaryota, Metazoa, Chordata, Actinopteri, Salmoniformes, Salmonidae.